GUAGAAGGCCUCAGUGUGACUUGUGCAAGGACAGAUAGAUAUCAUAGUUGAAAUGUCCUGCAGGAAAACACAGAGAGCACUUUCAGACUGGAUGAUUAAUCCAUCUGCAGCAGUAAUGUAAGACAUCAAGUAUGGAUGAUCUGGAUCACAGUAUUCACAUUGCAGAGAAUGACUGGAGCAGCUUCUAUGAUGACAGCGAGGAAUGUAAUCUACUGCAGGCUUCUCUUGCCUACCCUGAUGACUCUGAUCUCAGCGACUCAGAGGAUUCAGGAAACUUCCACACAGGCCAGCAGAACACUAACAAGAGUUCAAAUAGUCACGAAGCUGAGGAAAGCUACACAGAUGGCACUCAUCUACCACCACAGCCUAUUCAGUGUGAUGCAACGUCCUUGAAACCGGUGGAACUAUGUGUCGGCUGUCCAGAAAGAAAUGCAAUCUCCAUAGAGUCUGCACACAAAGAUAUUGCACAAGAAAUUCUGCACGAGAUGAAUGACAGCAGCACAAACAUGCUAGAAAAGAAUCCUCAGAUCACUUGCAAUUCAGAAGAGAUGCUGUCAAAAGAUGGAGCUGUGCAAAUGACGAGUAACUUCAAAGCCACAAAGACACCUGACCUGCUUUCCCAAAAAGAAUCAGUGCAGAGCAUGAGCAAGCCAGACCCCACAGGCAGAGCAGAGAAAGAGCGCUGGUUCGUGACAGUGAAUGACAAUAUGGCACGUCGGCGAGGGCGUUCCAUCUCUGAGAAAAAAAAACUCAAACAAAAAAGACAUGGUGAGAGAAGAUAUGUUCACAAAGCAGAUCGCAAACUAGAGCAAAAACAAUCAAGAUAUUUUCAGCUAAACAAAAAUAAGGAAUCUGAAGAUUCAGACAAAUCCUAUGACAGCUUCUCAUCCUUAGGGAGUUCACAACUUCAAGAUGGUGCUGAACUCUCCUCCACUGGCAGCUGGGAUUCUGAGACCUAUUUGUCAGCUGCCGAAUCUGUUGAAGAAGAUGCGCAUCCUCUUCAAGAAGGUCUCAGUACACACCUUCCUUUGCAAUGUGCAUUAAGCCCAACAUGUGACAACCUGGACUUCUGCCAGACUCUCUCCUAUAAUGCACCAAACUGCAGAGAUGAUAUUACUCCUGAAAGCCUUUCCACUUCUUCAUGUGCAGAAAUGCCAGAUGGAAACUUCAUAUCUGGAAAUGACACAUGUUCUGAUACCCCCCCACUGGCUUUAGCAUCUGCUGACUCUAAAGAAGAUUAUCUCAGCCAUCUACCUGCUCACGAUUUAACUCGCACACCUAGCUGUACACCAGAAACAUUUGCCAAAGCUACAGGUCAGGCUCAGCCAGUAUAUGCCAUCUCUGCAUUCUGGGAUGAAGUGGAAAAGCUGACGAUAAACGAUAUUUUGCAGAUAAGGAUGGGCAGAAACUCUGGAAUUAAGGAAGAAUCAGUAAUGCCAAGCACAUGCGGACAACCUGCAAACCCUGGUCAACUAAUUGAAAAUCUUGACCCAAUAAUUGACACAUCUGACACUGCAGACUCAGACUACUUCACACAGCCAGAUGAAUCCAAGCCAGAUCGAUCAGUCUUGGAGUUUUCAGCCUCAGAUUUUGAGGAAGGGUCCUGGCAGUUUGUGAAUGGAAGUAGAAACUCCACUCCUGAUUUUAGGAACAAAACCCAACAAAUUGACUCUUCUGGCUUGUUAUAUGAGGAAGACAACACAGAUUCAGAAGGAAGAGAAACUCCUGCUGUUCUAGACCAAAGAUUGGACUGUCAGGACUAUCAAGGUUUGAUCUCAUGGCCAAAAAGGAUGACAAAAAGCAGAAGUUUGUACAACAUACAAACUCUCAACACAGAAGACCUACCCCUGCUACCUUCCAAUAGUAUUGAUAAAAGUGAUUUUUCUCUUGACAGACCUCAGAUUGUGAAUGCUUUAUUACCCCACACAGACCCACGGGAUUACAGGACAUCCUUCCCAGAGAUCUUUGAAUACUUUUUUACAAAACAUGACACACAAUCACAGAUUCUCCUUGUUGAUGUUCUCCAGGAGAUGUUCGUGUCUCCCGUCUUUCACUCGCCUCUUUGUAUAUUCAGAGAAGAUCCACUCCAGUGUAACAUAGAAAAAAUAAUCCCAAUCUUCUCUUGCUCUCGUCCUACCGUCCGAGACCUCACAUUCCAAAAUACGCAUGUUUUUCUGAGCACAGACUAUGAGGAGGAGAACAAGGCCUCUCCGAUGAGACUUCUGUCUCAUUCAUUUAUUCAGGCCAAUCCACACAGAGCCUCAGGAGCAGCAGGUGCAGGUGGAUCUCCCUGCUGGAAAAGCUUUCUGUCUUUCAGGAAAAUUCGCUUCCCAGACAAAGGCAGCAUCUGCUGCAGUGAGUCAGGUGCAUGGACCUUUCCUCUUCAAACCAAGGAGAUCCAGAUCGGCAGUCAGAACCAAGUGGUUACCUUGCUCAGUGAUGAAAAAGUCUGUCUGGACUCUUCUCCGGAGUUCAGGGAACUGAAAGAGGAACAGAUGAUUACAGAAACAUCUUAUUGGAUGACAAAACGAGGAGGCAUCUUCUCCAGAGUGAAGCAGUCAGAUUUGUGUUUAGUCUGCAUUGCUUUUGCCUCAUGGGUAAUGAGAUCCUCCAAUCCAAAGGAAGCAGAUGCCUGGAAAGCAGCUCUUCUGGCGAAUGUGAGUGCUCUCUCAGCAAUCCAGUACCUGCGGCAGUACAUGCAAAGGAAGAACCUUUCCAUAGAUGACAUUUGACUCAAACACAAAGAAGACACAAUACCAAACAUCCUCACUGUGGGUCCACAAAAA
Molecule: messenger RNA, 2786 nt
Organism: Cyprinodon tularosa
Lineage: Eukaryota; Metazoa; Chordata; Actinopteri; Cyprinodontiformes; Cyprinodontidae
Gene: perm1b
Exons: 4
Coding region: 132-2732 (866 amino acids)
Biological process (GO): regulation of DNA-templated transcription; response to muscle activity
Cellular component (GO): cytoplasm; nucleus
Source: RefSeq, a predicted model, not a curated record